This is a messenger RNA of Rotaria sp. Silwood2, 405 nucleotides long. NCBI's taxonomy places the organism in Eukaryota, Metazoa, Rotifera, Eurotatoria, Philodinida, Philodinidae. The record is from the annotation of a GenBank genome assembly.
AUGGAAUGUUGGUCACGUUCAUUAUCCUAUGAAGAAAAAAGCUCACAACGACAUGCUACUGCUCAACCACUUAUGGCUUUAUAUUUGCUCAAUGAAUGGUUUCAAUCAGAUCGUAUGUGUGAUCUUGGUGAAUAUGCUUUUCCACGUUUGUUCGUUGCUCUCUUCAUACGUAUGGCUUCACAUGUUGAUACAUUAUCGCCACAAAAUGUACCACCAUUGAGUCGUAUUGCACCACCAACUGGUAGUUCUCGACGUGAUUCAACAACAAAUAAUGCCAAUAACGCUUCUAUGUCUAGUGCAACAGGUGCAAAUACAAGUAGUGCAAGAAAAUCGUCAUCACGUCUUAGUAUAUUUGAUUCAAAAUCAUCUCGUAGUUCAUCUAAAGCAUCAUCUACUUCUGAAUAA